Messenger RNA from Oppiella nova, 453 nucleotides. The record is from the annotation of a GenBank genome assembly. Lineage: Eukaryota; Metazoa; Arthropoda; Arachnida; Sarcoptiformes; Oppiidae.
UUUGAGACGAUUGAGUCGCAGACGAGCACUACCGGUGCGGUCGAUAUCAUCACCGAUACCACGAAUGAGAGGCCGAAACCGGAAGCGAGGAUCAAAGACAUUGCGAUCAAAAAUAAUAAUAAGAAUUGUAACCGGGUUAAGUGUUUGUGGCCGGGCUGUUCACUGGAAUUCCGCGACAAAUACAACCUAUCGGUACAUAUGGUGAGACAUACGGGCGAGAAGUCCUUCCACUGCCGGAGUGCCGGCUGUCAGAAGACAUACGCGACGAAAGCGGCGCUCGACGUCCACUACAACACCCACUCAGACAACCGGCGCUUCAAAUGUACAUUUAGUGAAUGCGACGCCGCCUUCAUUAGGAAGACGCAGCUCACUGUCCACGUGAGCGACAAACACACCGGACUUAAGCCAUUCCGUUGCAAUUGGCCCGGAUGUAAGUGUACCGCCUAUCAGCGC